Pogonomyrmex barbatus (red harvester ant) is the source of this 2707-nucleotide messenger RNA. Its product is annotated as glucose dehydrogenase [FAD, quinone]. Lineage: Eukaryota; Metazoa; Arthropoda; Insecta; Hymenoptera; Formicidae. Gene Ontology annotation, molecular function: oxidoreductase activity, acting on CH-OH group of donors; flavin adenine dinucleotide binding. The record is from RefSeq and is a predicted model, not a curated record.
GUCGGCCGUUGAUCGCGGUACCGCGAGCUACGCUUUUCUCUCGUGCGUCUUUUCCGCACCGGUGCUGCGGGCUUCCCCAGCAAUCGAGCAAUUAUCUUUCGAAGGAUACGGGGUGACCAUCCUUGAAAGAUGAGUUGCAACUGUCCGUUGACCGCGUCCACAGGACCCACUUUGGCCUCGACAUGCGGCGGCUCGUCCUUCAUGCUCUUCAUGGGACUGCUCGAAGUCUUCCUGCGCAGCCAGUGCGACCUCGAGGACCCGUGUAACAGACCCUCACCGCCGAGCAAUGUCAAUACGAGGUACGAUUUCGUAGUGAUCGGAGGAGGUAGUGCAGGUGCGACUGUGGCGGCCAGAUUGUCGGAGGAACCUAGAUUUUCCAUAUUGCUGUUGGAAGCCGGAUUGGACGAGCCGACGGGCACUCAAAUACCUUCGUUCUUCUUCAAUUUCAUCGGCAGCGAUAUUGACUGGCAGUAUACCACCGAGAGCGAGAACGAUGCUUGCUUAAACAAGGAACAUAGACAAUGUUACUGGCCUAGAGGAAAAGUCCUUGGCGGUACCAGCGUUAUGAACGGAAUGACGUACAUGAGAGGAUCGCGCAAGGAUUACGACGAUUGGGCUAAACUCGGCAACGUCGGAUGGUCCUACAAUGACGUCCUUCCAUAUUUUAUAAGAAGCGAGGAUAAUCAGCAAGUAAACAACAUGGAUUACGGUUACCACGGAAUCGGCGGGCCGCUCACGGUCAUGCAGUUUCCUUAUCAUCCGCCGUUGAGUUUCGCUCUUCUGGAAGCCGGAAAGGAAUUGGGGUACGACACGGUCGAUCUGAACGGGAGGACGCAUACCGGAUUCGCCAUAGCGCAAACCACAUCCAGAAAUGGUUCGCGACUUUCCACGGCGCGUGCUUUUCUGCGUCCCGCCCGGAAUCGUCCAAAUCUCCACAUAAUGUUGAACUCGACGGCGACGAAGAUCAUGUUCGACGAGAAUAAGAGGGCGGUCGGUGUCGAAUUCGUUCACGACGGAAUGAUGAAACACGUUUCGGUGGCAAAGGAAGUAGUCGUGAGCGGAGGUGCCGUUAAUUCGCCGCAAAUUCUCUUAAACAGCGGUAUAGGACCUCGAGAGGAGCUCAAUGCUGUAGAUAUACCGGUUGUUCAUGAUCUCCCGGGAGUCGGCAAGAAUCUUCAUAACCAUGUCGCCUACGCGAUGACCUUCACCAUCAACGACACCGAUACUACUCCUCUCAAUUGGGCGACUGCCAUGGAAUACUUACUCUUCAGGGACGGCCUGAUGUCUGGCACAGGAAUAUCUGAGGUGACGGCGAUGAUAAACACUAAAUACGCUAAUCCGAGGGAGGAUCACCCCGACGUGCAGCUAAUUUUUGGCGGUUACCUGGCCGACUGCGCGGAGACCGGUAUGGUAGGCGAGAAGAAAGGCACGAAUCGCAGCAUCUACAUCAUCCCGACGAUUCUGCAUCCGAAAAGCCGCGGUUAUCUGCGCUUACGAAACAAUGAUCCCCUCUCAAAGCCACUGAUCUACCCCAAAUACUUGACUCAUCCCGACGAUGUGGCCGCUCUCGUAGAAGCUGUUAAGUUCGGCAUCCGAUUAUCCGAGACCCAGGCGCUCAAGAGAUAUGGUUUCGAGUUGGAUCGAACUCCGGUGAAGAAUUGCGAGCAUCUCAAGUUUGGCUGCGACGCCUACUGGGAGUGUGCGGUUCGUCAUGACACCGCUCCAGAGAAUCAUCAGGCAGGAUCUUGUAAAAUGGGACCGCCAGACGAUUUAAUGGCCGUAGUUGAUAGCCAAUUGCGAGUCAGAGGAGUGCGAGGUGUAAGAGUAGCCGACACCAGUAUUAUGCCGAGGGUAACGUCCGGCAACACAAAUGCGCCUGCGAUUAUGAUCGGUGAAAGAGCGGCAGAUUUUAUCAAGAAGACCUGGAUUGGUUGACUCGAACUUGUUUAACUAAACAAUUUGAUUGUACUGUUCUUACUAUUAUCAUUUCGUUAAGGACCUUGGGCAUAAAUCUCGUAUAGAUAACGAAAUUAUGAAGAAGUUUGUGAGAAAUGUAGAAUAUUUAGAAAAUUUUUUUAAAUAUAUAUAAUUAUUAUUAUAGAUACUAAAAUAUUAUUCAAAAUUAGGUAGAUAAAAGACAAAUAUUAAAUGAAAUUAAUUGCGCGUAUACUUAUAUAAUCUUUUUAUAGAUUGUUAUAUUCGAAUUUUUAUAAAUGUUUGGCUAGAAACAUUUGGCAUUACACACAAGUUGGUAUUUUUCUAACAAUUUUAUAUAAUUUUAUUAUUAAUUAAUUAUUUUAAUUACUUGAAGUAUUAUUUAAAAAUGUACAUUUUUUGAUAAGUAAUCUAUCGAAGAUAAUUCUUUAGCAAGAUUUUUACUGAUGUAAAAAAUAAAUUGCACCUUUUCUUAGUUACAUAACAAUUCAAAAUAUAAUAAUUUACACGCAUUUGACGUGUUAUAUGUUUAAGCUAGUUUCAUGUUAAUCUUUCAGAGAUUGUAACUUUCAAAUCAAAUAGAAUUAUCAACCGCGACAACUCUUGAGCAAUUAGCAAUGAACAAAUAGUCCGAUUGCGAUCUUCCUGCAUUUCCACCGAAAAUAAAUAGAGUAAGGAACUUCGUUGUAAUGUAAAUAGUACAUUGCCGCAGUGUAUUCUCCUAUGAAUCACUUGUAAUGAUGUACAAAUAAAAAAGAUUUGUACCACGAAA